AGUCUGUCAGCCUGCCAGCCAGCCAGCCAGCCAGCCAGCAAGCCUUGAGCUUUUAGCCAUUGCUCCCGACUGCACGCCUUGCAGCCAACGCCACCAUGGCUGCCCCCUUCAAGGUCAAGGCUCUUUUUGAGUAUUCAUCCCCGCACGAGGACGACCUGCAGUUCGCCGCCGGCCAGAUCAUCACCGUGGUCGAGGAGGAGGAUGACGACUGGUACACGGGCAAGUAUGUCGACGACGCUGGGGCCAAGCACGAGGGCAUUUUCCCUCGCAACUUUGUAGAGAAAUACGAGCCCGUCGCUCCCCCUCGCCCGACCCGGACCCGCGCCAAGAAGGAGUCAGAGCCCGCGGCGCCGCCUCCUGCGCCCCCGCCAGCAGAGCUUCCUGCCGAUGCCCCGGCGCCGUCUUCCAAGCCCGCGACUGAGGACGAAGAGCCGGAGCCUGUCGCCCACGCCGCUCCCGCGCCGCCCAGUCUCCCGACAGCGCCCCCGCCCGAGGCCGCCCCCGCCCCGGCUCCUCCGGUCCCUCCAGUGUCGUCUACUCCCCCACCCCUACCCAAGGCUGCCGAGCCUCAGGCCACGUCGCCACCCAUCUCGGCCAGGCCCUCGCCUGGGCCCUCCAAGAACGCACCCCCGCCCCCGGCCGCAAAACCCUCUGGAAAUGCCUUCAAGGAUCGCAUAGCUGCUUUCAACAAGACUGCUGCGCCGCCUCCAACCCCUUUCAAGCCCAGUGGGCUGACUGGCGCCACUGGCUUCAUCAAGAAGCCAUUUGUCGCGCCGCCGCCGAGCAGAAAUGCUUACGUGCCUCCCCCGAGAGAGGCUCCCACGACAAAGGUCUAUCGCCGGGACGAAGACCCUGAAAUCAAGGAGAGGGAACAGGAAAACCUCCAGAGCGCCGAGAAGGCCGGCCUGGUCGCCGGCAGCUCCCAAAGCGCCGAGGGCGAGGAGGAGCCAAAGCCUUUGAGUCUCAAGGAGCGCAUGGCCCUGCUCCAGAAGCAACAGCAAGAGCAGGCUCAUCGCCACGCCGAGGCUGCAGCAAAGAGGGAGAAGCCCAAGAGACCAGUCAAGAAGCGUAUCGAAAGCAACGACGGGGCUGACGAGGGCGAAUCGCAGUCCGCACCACCUCCUCUUGAACGCCAGGAUAGCGAAGAUACGGCAGGUCGGCCAUCUGUUGAUGAGCCGCCUGUCGGGCGCGCCAACCGGAGAAAGUCGUCCACCAAGGGUCUGGGCGAGCCGAACGACGGUAAUGAGGCGGAUCUCUCGGGAGCAGGCGACACAACCGAGGGCCAAGAGGAUGUUACUGAACGCGAGGAUAGCGACGACAAACCGGCCCUCCCCGUUCGGGUGGCCGCCCCUGUCCCUGCCCCUGCUGCUGAGACGCCCGAGGCCGAAGGAGGCGAAGAGGAGGAGGAGGAAGAGGAAGAGGAUGAAGAUGUCGACCCCGAAGUCCGGCGAAAGGAAGAGCUCCGCGCAAGGAUGGCCAAGAUGAGUGGAGGCAUGGGGAUGGCCGGCAUGUUCGGAAUGCCAAUGCCCUCAUCGUCGGCUCCGAAAAAGAAGAAGGCCUCGGCGCCCACCGAGAGGCGGUCGAGCGAAGCUCCCGAGGCCGUGCCAUCGCCGGCAUUCCAGGCUCCCCCAGUGCCUGCCAUGAUGAUGGCACUCCCAGGGCUGUCUGCUGCUAAGCGUCCGGAGGAGAGCGCGCCAAUUCCCGAGGGGCAAUCUGAAGACCCGGUGGCAGAAAAUAACGACGAUGAGGAUGGAAGCACACCGAUGCAGGCCCUCACGCCUGCCCCUGGCUCGCUCGCCCGCGCGCCUACGGGCGGCGCCCCUCCUGUUCCAAGCGUUCGGCCAGCGCCGCCGCCUGUCCCAUCUGAAGCUCGGUCACCCCCAGCGCCUCCAAUGUCCGGACUGAAAUCCCCGAGCGCGGGUUCCGAGUCGGACGACGAACUGUCGGAGAAGGCCCAGGACAACCUCUCGACCCCACGCAGCGAAGCUCCGCCGGCCACCAGGGCACCGCCUCCGCCACCGCCCGUGGCAGCGCCGUCGUCUAUCGAUCCCGGGUCGCCCCGCUCUCCUGUUUCUAGGCAACGGACUCUUUCAGGCGAGGGCAUGUCUCCGACCUCACCGACCUCCCCCUCGAGCAAGCGCGCGAGCCGGGUUCCCCCGCCCAUCCCCACCUUCAGCCCGACGCCGCCGCCCGCGUCAACACGGCCCCCUCCGCCGCCGCCUCCUGGAGGUAUCAGUCGGCAGAAUACCGCAGACAACAAUCGCCCCCUCUCGCCCACUACUGCUUUCCGCAAGGAGGAGUCAAACGGUGACGACGAGAUUACAGAAUACGAGGGCGAUUACGACACAGACAUCGCGUCGUCGGUGCCACACAAGGAUGCUCUCAAGUCGCACGGGCGUGACUCGAGCUUUGAGGAGGCUGCUUCGACGACAUCGCCGCCGGCGCCGGCGCCCCCUGCCCUGCCCCCCUCGCUGCCUCCGCCAGUCCCGUCUUCGAACGCCCCUCGUGCUCCUCCGCCAGUUCCAAGCAUGCCGCCUCCACCGCCGGACAACAAGCCAUCGACGGAUAUGCCUCGUGCCGCGCCGCCGCCGCCGCCGCCGCCGCCACCCGGCCAGGAAGCUCCCAAGCAAGACGCUGACUACGACCCCUUCAACUAUACCGCAGCUCGGGUAGCUCCGGCCGCUCCCAGCCACCCUCCGCCACCGUCAAAAUCGCCCGAGCCCGCAUUUUCCCCGCCGGAACCGCACGCCAUGUCACCACCUGCGAUGCCAUCAACGCUACCACCUGCCAUGCCACCCGCCAUGCCUAACUUCCAGCCUCCGCCACUCCAGACACGAGCCCCGCCUCCUGCGCCACCUAGUAAUCGCGCCCCACCUCGGCCAUCUCUGGAAGUACAGCGCUCGGUAACAAAUGUCCGGAGGUCAAUUGACUUUUCACGGCCGUCAAUGGAGUCGGGCUUUGUUGCAAACGACGUUGACCUGGCGCCCCAGUCGGGUUGGUGGCUGCAGCCCAAGGGUCUCCCGCCACAGCUACAAGGCCGCAAGGACAUCUUCUUCGAGUCGGAGGAAUCGCAGUCAGCGGACCAAGGAACGACAAUGGUAACUCGUGACAUGUACAUCUUGUACCAGGACUAUUCACAGACCGUCAUCACGGUCACUUUCGAUCCCCAAGACACGUCUAAUGCACACCUCGGCCAGCGGCACGAGCCUCCGCCCCGGGCGCUGCGCCAGGAUCAACUAGAGGAGUCGUACGAGCGAUUUGGUCGGCUGAUAUCGACGGCCGUCACAAGCAAGAAAGACUCGGUGGUUGGCGACGGGACGCCGCAGGGUCUUGUCUACGAGCUGCUGAGGCCCCUGGGCGAUGCCCUGCUCCCAGUAGGUACCCGUGCCUACGGCGCGCUCGUGUACUCCAACCUAGCCAACGCCAGCACGACGCUCAACGACGAAAUCCGGCCGGGCGACAUCAUGUCGGUGCGCAACGCCAAGUUCCAAGGCAAGCACGGAGCCAUGCACGCUAAGUAUAGUGUCGAAAUUGGCAAGCCGGACCAUGUGGCGGUGGUGGCCGAGUGGGACGGGACCAAGCGCAAAGUGCGGGCGUGGGAGCAGGGGCGUGAGAGCAAGAAGGUGAAGCUCGAGAGCUUCAAGCUCGACGACCUGCGCAGUGGCGAAGUCAAAAUCUGGCGCGUCAUGCCGCGCAGCUGGGUCGGUUGGGAGGGGCAAAACUAGGGCACCCGUCCCGCCGUUGUGCCAUAUGCUCGCCCCUUGGCGUGGACGGCGACGCGUCCGCCCGAGACUGCUCAUCUUGCGGUCCAUGAAACCCGCCAUGCGCCGCGGCUCAGAGGCGGAGAAGGCAGAAUAGCCCAAGGAUCGGGCACGGCCUGGGGUCCGUUGUGGACGCGCUGCGCAUGCGGGAGGCCGAUUCGGGGGCUACAACAGCCGUGACCGGGGAUUGUCAAAGGAGGGCUUAUUGUUUUACAAACUUGGCGACAACGGAGACAAAUCCGCCGUCGUAUCGAUGCAUACUGCGGCGGGCAGGAGCAUGGGCUACGGCGAGGCGCCUGCUGACAAUGUGAAGCUCGCUCAGUCUGUUCUUGUGCGUAUGGAAGGGGGUUGUCUGACGGGCUCGAGUGCCAUUGUCGGCGCGUUGGUGGAAACGAAGGCGGGCCUUGACGUCUUGCUUGUUUCUUGUGAUUCACAGCCACUAUGUUGUUCCUUGUUCUGUUCGGGUCAUAGCAUCAUAACUGCCAUUUCGUGUUCCCACUCACAUCAUGUUUACCCCAAACCAACCUGCAUAUUUGUUAGCUGCGGGCAAUGGCCACUAUGCGGGUUCAUGUCGUAGUGCAGCGUGGCUCUGUACAUGCAGUCAGUUCGUUGCAACGCUGGGAUUGCGUCGCAAUAACAAACGGGGGGCUUGAUUCUUUCUCUCUGACGACCCGCGCUGCUGUCUGGCCGGCCUCCAGACGCCGGACCAGACGCCAGACCAAACGAGGGGCGGGA
This is a messenger RNA of Gaeumannomyces tritici R3-111a-1, 4496 nucleotides long. RefSeq names its product SH3 domain-containing protein. NCBI's taxonomy places the organism in Eukaryota, Fungi, Ascomycota, Sordariomycetes, Magnaporthales, Magnaporthaceae. Gene Ontology annotation, biological process: protein transport to vacuole involved in ubiquitin-dependent protein catabolic process via the multivesicular body sorting pathway. Bases 96 to 3725 code for a protein of 1209 amino acids. The transcript has 3 exons. The record is from RefSeq and is a predicted model, not a curated record. Gene Ontology annotation, cellular component: ESCRT-0 complex. Gene Ontology annotation, molecular function: protein binding.